GACCUCCAGACUCCAGUCCUCGCUGUCGCUGCCUACAGAAACACCCGUACUCGUCCCGUUCCUGCCUUGCGUCCUGCGUAGCAGCUCGUCGUGUUCGCCGAGAGGGAGGAGGGAGAGGCAUCGCGAGUCGCCACGCGGAGCUGCGAGGUGUUUGUAGGAUUGCGUGAGGGAGCUUUUGGAGCUUGGGCAUAGCCAUGGCCACCGGUGUGGCACCAGCUCCGCUCCCGCACGUCAGGGUCCGUGACGGCGGCAUCGGCUUCACAAGGAGCGUCGACUUCGCCAAGGUCCUGUCCGUUCCCGCUGUGCUGAGGACAGGCUCCUCAAGAGGCAGGGGGCUCGUGGUGAGGAGCUCAAGUACAGAGUCUGAUACUAUAGAGCUCGAGCCGGCUUCAGAAGGAAGCCCACUUCUAGUCCCCAGGCAAAAGUACUGUGAAUCUAUACACCAGACAAGGAGGAGAAAAACACGUACUGUGAUGGUCGGGAAUGUGGCAAUGGGCAGUGAUCAUCCCAUAAGGAUUCAGACUAUGACUACUUCAGAUACCAAGGAUGUUACUAAGACCGUGGAAGAGGUUAUGAGGAUAGCAGAUAAAGGGGCUGAUUUUGUUAGAAUAACCGUCCAGGGUAAGAAGGAGGCUGAUGCAUGCUUUGAGAUUAAAAACACUCUUGUUCAGAAGAAUUACAACAUCCCCCUGGUGGCCGAUAUUCAUUUUGCCCCUGCAGUAGCUUUAAGAGUAGCAGAAUGCUUUGACAAAAUCCGUGUUAACCCAGGAAAUUUCGCCGACCGUCGUGCCCAAUUUGAGAAGCUGGAAUACACUGAAGACGAUUACGAAAAGGAGCUUGAGCAUAUUGAGAAGGUCUUUUCUCCAUUGGUUGAGAAAUGCAAGAAGUAUGGAAGAGCCAUGCGUAUUGGAACAAACCAUGGUAGUCUAUCUGAUCGAAUAAUGAGCUACUAUGGUGAUUCUCCAAGGGGAAUGGUUGAGUCUGCUUUGGAAUUUGCUAGGAUCUGUCGGAAUUUGGACUUCCAUAACUUUGUGUUUUCAAUGAAAGCAAGUAACCCUGUUGUCAUGGUCCAAGCAUAUCGCCUGCUUGUAGCAGAAAUGUAUAACCUAGGAUGGGAUUAUCCUUUGCACUUGGGAGUUACCGAAGCUGGUGAGGGUGAAGAUGGGAGGAUGAAAUCUGCCAUUGGCAUUGGAACACUUCUGAUGGAUGGCUUGGGUGAUACAAUCCGUGUAUCCCUCACAGAACCACCAGAGGAAGAAAUUGAUCCUUGCCGGAGACUGGCAAAUCUUGGAACUCAGGCUGCAAACCUUCAAAUAGGGGUGGCCCCAUUUGAAGAGAAACAUAGACGCUACUUCGAUUUCCAGCGUAGAAGUGGUCAGUUGCCUCUACAAAAGGAGGGCGAGACAGUAGAUUACAGAGGUGUCCUGCAUCGCGAUGGCUCUGUUCUGAUGUCGGUUUCCUUGGAUCAGUUGAAGGCUCCUGAGCUCCUUUAUAGGUCUCUUUCUGCGAAACUUGUGGUUGGCAUGCCUUUCAAGGACUUGGCAACUGUAGAUUCAAUUCUUUUGAGGGAACUACCCCCUGUAGAAGAUGCUCAAGCUAGACUUGCACUCAAAAGAUUAGUUGACAUCAGCAUGGGUGUGUUGACUCCCUUAUCAGAGCAAUUGACAAAGCCUCUGCCACAUGCAAUUGUCCUUCUCAACCUUGACGAACUAUCAAGUGAUGCAAAGAAUCUUUUGCCAGAAGGCACUAGAUUUGCUGUAACUCUUCGUGGAGACGAAUCAUACGAGCAGCUAAAUGUUCUUAAGAGUGUUGAUGAUAUUACAAUGUUGUUACAUAAUGUUCCAUAUGGUGAAGAGAAGACUGGCAGAGUACACGCUGCAAGGAGGUUGUUCGAGUACUUAGAGACCAAUGGUUUGAACUUCCCGGUGAUCCAUCACAUUGAUUUCCCAAAAAGUAUUGAUAGAGAUGGUCUUGUUAUUGGUGCUGGUAGCAAUGUUGGUGCCCUUCUAGUUGAUGGUCUUGGUGAUGGUGUACUUCUCGAAGCUACUAACCAGGAGUUUGAAUUUUUGAGGGAUACAUCCUUCAACUUGCUACAGGGUUGCAGGAUGCGCAACACAAAAACUGAAUAUGUCUCUUGUCCUUCUUGUGGGCGAACACUCUUUGACCUCCAAGAAAUCAGUGCUCAGAUUAGAGAGAAGACUUCCCAUCUACCAGGCGUCUCUAUUGCUAUCAUGGGUUGUAUUGUUAACGGGCCAGGAGAGAUGGCCGAUGCCGAUUUUGGAUAUGUCGGAGGUGCUCCCGGAAAGAUCGAUCUUUAUGUUGGCAAGACCGUUGUGCAGCGGGGCAUUGCAAUGGAGGGUGCCACUGAAGCCUUGAUUCAGCUAAUCAAAGAUCAUGGCCGUUGGGUAGAUCCUCCUGUCGAGGAGUAGGCUCUAGCUGUAUCCUGUAGUUCGUUUGUAGCCUAUAAACAAUGCACCAGCUGAGAAUACAUACAGUGCAUCUGCAGAGUACAUUCCUACACGUUUAUGUAUAUCAAUUGAGAAACAAAGUAGACAUAGGAGGUGUCUACGAUUCUGCAACACCCUGAUGAAGCAUAAGCAAAUUAGAAGCUUCUUGAAAUCACAUCAGGUAUAUCUUAAAUAAGAUUGUGUUGUUCUGGAAGUACAUAAUGUAUAAAAGACCCAAGUGUUCUAACUGUA
Messenger RNA from Brachypodium distachyon (stiff brome), 2699 nucleotides. RefSeq names its product 4-hydroxy-3-methylbut-2-en-1-yl diphosphate synthase (ferredoxin), chloroplastic. Gene Ontology annotation, molecular function: 4-hydroxy-3-methylbut-2-en-1-yl diphosphate synthase activity (ferredoxin); iron ion binding. Gene Ontology annotation, cellular component: chloroplast. Lineage: Eukaryota; Viridiplantae; Streptophyta; Magnoliopsida; Poales; Poaceae. The transcript has 20 exons. The record is from RefSeq and is a predicted model, not a curated record. Gene Ontology annotation, biological process: isopentenyl diphosphate biosynthetic process, methylerythritol phosphate pathway; terpenoid biosynthetic process. Bases 195 to 2429 code for a protein of 744 amino acids.